AUGUCGUCCAACGUUAUAACGAUAGACUCGGACACAGAUACCGAUGAUGAUAUCGAAAUUCUUGAGUUUAGAAAGAUUACUCAAGAUCUAAUAGAUAACCCACAAAAUCAAGAAACAAACACCAAUAAUAAUAAUGACGACAACGGCAAUAAAGUAUCAUCUUCAACAACCGCAGCAGACCACAAGACCGUGAAAAAGCUAGCUGAUAUUCAAUGUCCCAUAUGCUUUGACAAUGUUGAUGUAGCGACUGUGACUUCAUGCGGACACGUCUUUUGUUUAGAGUGCAUCGAGAUGAGUAUCAGUAGUUCACACGCCCGAGGGACGGUACGUAUGCCUCGUGGGAGAGGGUUAUGUCCAUUGUGCAGAAAAGUCGUUUCAUUCAAGGAUACUGUUGUGUUGAAGUUGAAGAAAUCAGAUCGAAAGUUUGUCCAAGUAAAGUAG
Lodderomyces parapsilosis is the source of this 441-nucleotide messenger RNA. Its product is annotated as SUMO-targeted ubiquitin ligase complex subunit. The transcript has a single exon. The coding region runs from base 1 to 441 and encodes 146 amino acids. Lineage: Eukaryota; Fungi; Ascomycota; Pichiomycetes; Serinales; Debaryomycetaceae. The record is from RefSeq and is a predicted model, not a curated record.